GCGACAAUAUUCUAUGCUUUCUCUUGUAGUUCAUAGCUGUCGCUAAAGUCACAUAGGUAAUGUACAGAAAAGAAAGAAACGAAAAAAAUUGAAUAAAGAAAGGAAAAACUGUUCUUUUGUCACUUUCUCUUUUGAUUUUUGUAAAUAAUCUUUUGAAUAAUAAUUUAUUCUUAAAGUAAUUUAUGUAUAAUAAUAUCUCGAGUAAAUUGAUUGUCAGCGAUGGUAACGCACCUAUGAAUGAAAAAGUUUAGUAAAAAUUUUCUCUACGUGCGUUUAACGCUCUUGACAUGAAGUGAAUUUGAGUGAUUAAAAGUGAAUAUUAGCAAAAGUUAUAGGUUAAGAACAAUAAAUAUUUCAAUAAAAAUUUAACAAUUUUAUAUACAAUGGCUAGAAUUGCGAUACAAAAUUAUUUGCGAAAAUUUCUUCGAGAACGAAAUUCUGUAAGAGCAUUUGGAUCGAAUGUUUAUCAAAAAACAAUGUCAACACAAGUUUCGGUUGAACAAAAAGAAGUAAAUGAUAAUAGCAAACAUUCUAUUAAUCCUAUGGAACAUCCAGACUUUUUUCAAGUACAUAACCUUUUUACAAUUAAAGAUUUAUUUAAUGGAAUGGUACAUUAUGGUCACAAGGAAGGUACAUUGCAUGAAAAUAUGCGUUCAUUUAUAUUUGGUUCAAGAUUAGGACAUUUGAUAAUAGAUCUGAACCAAACGGCUGAACUUUUACGACAAGCAUUGAAUUUUACUGCUCAUAUCGCACUUCAUGGUGGAUUAAUUUUAUUUAUUUCCAAGAAUCCUUCAAGCACUUGUAUAAUUGAAAAAACUGCUUUGAAUUGCCAAGAAUAUGCGUUAACUAGAAGCUGGAAGUCUGGAAUAUUUACGGAUUCUGUUAAAAUAUUUCGUUUGGAAACAAGAUUACCUGAUCUGUGUAUAUUUAUUCACACACUUGACAAUGUUGUUACUCCACAUCCUGCGAUUAUUGAAGCAGCAAAAAUGUGCAUACCUACUGUUGGCAUUGUUGAUACAAAUUGUAAUCCUAAUCUUAUAACAUAUCCUGUUCCUGGCAAUGAUGAUACACCAUGUGCCAUUGAACUUUAUUGUAAUCUUUUCUGCGAGGCAAUAUUGCGCGGCAAAAAUGCUAGAAAGCUUAUGUUAAAAAAAUUAGAAUCUGUUAAAAAGUAAUUUUAAAUAUGUUAUGUAUAAACAUGUAAAAUAUAAUGUCUCUUUUAAUAUA
Molecule: messenger RNA, 1227 nt
Organism: Vespa crabro (European hornet)
Lineage: Eukaryota; Metazoa; Arthropoda; Insecta; Hymenoptera; Vespidae
Gene: mRpS2
Product: 28S ribosomal protein S2, mitochondrial
Exons: 3
Coding region: 384-1175 (263 amino acids)
Biological process (GO): translation
Cellular component (GO): ribosome; mitochondrial small ribosomal subunit
Molecular function (GO): structural constituent of ribosome
Source: RefSeq, a predicted model, not a curated record